AUGUAUAAGUUGCUGUGUAUAUUAUUGUUUAUAUUACACGUAAACGGGCAGGAGUAUGAUGCUGAUUGUAUCACGCCAACAGGUCUGGCAAGUCACUGCAUCUCUAUCAACGACUGCGAAAAGUUGAAGCCACUCAUACGACUACCUCCAGUACAACGGGAGGCUCUCAAAUCAUGGCACUGUGGUUAUGAUGGUGACGUACCUAGAGUAUGCUGUCCUCCCACCACGCCCAAGGCCAGAUGCUACACAGUCAUGGGAAAGGCCGGUAUAUGCGUCAGCACUAAAGCCUGUCCCAGCAUUGCGAUACGUCUGAAACCACCCGUCAGUACUGCAAAUCUGGAGUAUGUUUUACGGUCAAAAUGUCGUGGUCCAGCGGAAUUGAACGUGUGUUGUGAAGAGCCAGUACGUAAACCCACACUUGAGAAUACGAAAGCGAACAUAACAGCUGAUGACAGGAUUAAUAUCAUCACUUCGAAUCCCAUUGAGAAAGUCACGGCAAACCCAGUAUCAACCAACAAUCUGCCAAACACGAAUUCUAUAAACAUACCAAACUGCGACACAGUAGACAUUCCUAACCCCGACAGUGGUUGUUGUGGAAUCGACAGUAAUGGCGGGAACAGAAUUAUCGGAGGAAACGCUACUGCAAUAGAUCAAUAUCCGUGGUUAGCGCUCCUAGAGUAUUCCAACACACGUUGGAUAUGUGGUGGAACACUUAUUAGCAGACGUUGGGUCCUAACUGCUGCGCACUGUCUCGUCACGCACGAAAUGAAGAGCAGAAACGCACAAAGCGUCCGCCUUGGGGACUAUAACAUAACGAAUCCUGGCAUCGACUGUGUUGAAGUCGAGGGUGGUGGCACUGAUUGUAUUGCUGAGCCACUAUCAAUUACCAUCAAUGAAACGAUAAUUCAUCCAGAAUAUAGGGCUCCAAAAACAUUUGUUGAACCAAACGACAUUGCAUUAAUCCGCCUCCAGGAGUUAGCUCCCUAUUCAGACUUCAUUAGACCGAUUUGUCUUCCGCCCUCCGACGUGUUUCAAUCACCACCAGCGAAUAUGAAACUGAUCGUGGCAGGAUGGGGAGCCAUGAGUGAAACAAAAUCAUCAAGUGACGUUAAAUUACACGUGGACUUGCCGUUCUUUGACCAACAGAGCUGCCGGAAACUAUAUUCCUUGAAGGGAAAACCAAUAAUAUGGGAUAAGCAGAUAUGCGCAGGCGGCGAGGCAAAUAAAGAUUCCUGUAGCGGCGACUCAGGUGGUCCCCUCAUGUACUCGGAGGAAGAAAAGCCAUUUCAGAUAACCGGUAUCACGAGCUUCGGCGUAAAGCAGUGCGGUUUUAAGGGAAGACCCAGUAUUUAUACUAAGGUCAUUUCGUAUGUCGAUUGGAUUAGAAGUGUGGCUAAGCCGUGA
Molecule: messenger RNA, 1404 nt
Organism: Pieris macdunnoughi
Lineage: Eukaryota; Metazoa; Arthropoda; Insecta; Lepidoptera; Pieridae
Source: the annotation of a GenBank genome assembly